Messenger RNA from Fusarium venenatum, 297 nucleotides. NCBI's taxonomy places the organism in Eukaryota, Fungi, Ascomycota, Sordariomycetes, Hypocreales, Nectriaceae. The record is from RefSeq and is a predicted model, not a curated record.
AUGCAAACCUUUGCAAACUUCCUGCCGACCUUCACGCACUGGAUCAACAACGAUCUUGUAGCUGAUCAGGACAAAUUAGCAGCUGCUUGCCACGCGAUUUAUCCUAGAGAUGCAACAGGAUAUCGCAGUAUCGAAAUCUGCUUUGAUAUACCAGAGCGUCCCGGAUAUGUAAAGGUUACCUGCCUGUCUCGUGAGCCACUCAAUCUGUUGGAUGAGCUUCGAGCUAGAGGUGGUGACAAUGGCCUGAAACGAGAAGAGGUCAAGGUGGAGGGGAAUAGCGAAGGAACUGCAAAAUAG